This is a messenger RNA of Salarias fasciatus (jewelled blenny), 517 nucleotides long. RefSeq names its product leukemia NUP98 fusion partner 1 (gene lnp1). The transcript has 3 exons. NCBI's taxonomy places the organism in Eukaryota, Metazoa, Chordata, Actinopteri, Blenniiformes, Blenniidae. The annotation marks the transcript as partial. The record is from RefSeq and is a predicted model, not a curated record.
GACAGGCUCUGCGCCCGGCUCGGCCAUGUCUCUCAGGCUCCUGCCGGCCAUCAUUAUGGACAAUGACGAUGACGAUGAUGGGAACUUCACCAAAUGGAUGAGUAGUUACUGGGGUCACGGAGCAGAGGGGGGACACUCCAGGGAGAGGAAACGCAGUUUCAGAAGGCCUGCGAAAACCCAAGCGGAUCGAAGAGCAUCCCUUCCAACUGUGUCACAGUUAGAUGCCAUGAAGUUGAACAAGCUCCACGCGGCGACGAUGGCGCCCGCUCCCAGCCACAUCAAGGUGAGAGAGGAGAAGGGGGAGGUCAGGCCCCACCAGAGAGCUCGACGCACCUCCUCGGACGAGAACAGCCGCACCAAGGCCUCCAUCCCCGAGAACCGCAUCACCCCAAUCCCAGAGCUCACGGAGUCAUUUGAAAAGAGACUGAGCCUCAGCAAUAAAAGGACCGUGUCUCUGAACGAUGGAGACAAAUUGUGCCAUAUCUGUUAUGAAGACAUGUGUAAGGCUGCAGGGGGA